AUGCUUCAACAGGGCGUGGGCGCCGCCGAUAAUUCCCAUACCGAACUCACUUGGAGUCUACGCGACAACUUCGAGGGUGCAAGGCACGAGGCCAAGGAGCUGUCCCAAGAGAAGGCUAAACAAGAUGGUGUUUCUGAGCAGGUCGAUUGGGUCUCGUACUCUGACGACGCCAAAACCAUGUACAUCCCACGCCUCGACUUUACCAAUAGCUCCCUACACGAAGAGAGGGACCAGUAUGAUAUAACCGCAAAGGUCUUCUUCCUUUCUGAUGAAGACACUUCUGCUAGAGAGGACCAUCUUCGCCAAGCCGUCGAUCUGGUUCAGAAGGAGCUACACAUGCCCAACGUCGACCUCUUGAUCGUUUCCUUCCCUGGCGUUUACUUUGACGAGGAGAGCGAGUGCUGUCCAGACAAGAUCAAGAGCAGAGGAACCAAGGAAUCUUCUCCUGAACCUGUGGACAACCAGCUGGAGACCUGGAAAUUGGUCGAGAAGUUGCACAAAGACGGGCUGGUCCGAAGACUUGGUGUGUCCGAAUUUGGCGCAAACCGCUUGCAACCCUUCCUCGAGAAGGCGAGUGUCCAGCCUUCGGUCAACCAGAUCAGUCUGCGCGACUGCUGCAGUGUACCUCAGCCCCUGUCUAGCCUGGCAAAGAGCAAGAAUGUUGAGUUGCUCGUCAACAAUGACUCGGUUAAUAUCAUGCCUCGUGGUACCAUCAGAGGGCUACUCGAUCAUGAAGGCGCCGAAGUCCUGUCGCAAGCCUCGAAGAAGAUUGGCGAGAAGAGAAAGCGACAAGAGAAUGAUCAGAAGAUGGAAGGUCAGGUCAUUCCUCAAUGGGUCAUCAAAUACACGGCAGUCGUAAAGAACCGAGGCGUAGUCGAAAAUAAAGGCUACUUUGCAUGCGCAAAGUAUGUCGAGGUUGAAGAGAAGGUCUCUGCGAACGGACAUGCCAACUAG
This is a messenger RNA of Aureobasidium vineae, 954 nucleotides long. The record is from the annotation of a GenBank genome assembly. Lineage: Eukaryota; Fungi; Ascomycota; Dothideomycetes; Dothideales; Saccotheciaceae.